Molecule: messenger RNA, 1025 nt
Organism: Brassica oleracea var. oleracea
Lineage: Eukaryota; Viridiplantae; Streptophyta; Magnoliopsida; Brassicales; Brassicaceae
Product: inositol oxygenase 4
Exons: 11
Coding region: 82-1011 (309 amino acids)
Biological process (GO): inositol catabolic process
Cellular component (GO): cytoplasm
Molecular function (GO): inositol oxygenase activity; iron ion binding
Source: RefSeq, a predicted model, not a curated record
AAAGUCUUCAUCGCAAAAGAUUAAGAUCAAAGCAAAACCAGCUUUUUUUUUCUCUGCAUUAUUUCUCACCGUUCUUGGAAGAUGACAAUCUCUAUUGAGAAGCCGAUGUUUGAGGAAGUUUCUGCAUUCCAGAAGAAGAGCGAGAACAAUACCGGAGACUUAACAAUGGCCAGCGAACACGAUGAAGCAUUCUUGGCGCCUGAGAUGAAUGCAUUCGGCCGUCAAUUCAGGAACUACGAUGCUGAGAAUGAGAGGCAGAAGAGCGUCGAAGAGUUUUACAGAUUACAACACAUUAACCAGACAGUCGAUUUUGUGAAAAAAAUGAGGGCAGAAUAUGGAAAAUUAGAUAAAAUGGUGAUGAGCAUUUGGGAAUGUUGUGAGCUCCUUAACGAUGUGGUGGACGAGAGUGAUCCAGAUCUCGACGAGCCUCAGAUCCAGCAUUUGCUUCAAUCCGCGGAAGCUAUCCGCAAAGAUUAUCCUAACGAAGAUUGGCUUCAUCUAACCGCUCUUAUCCAUGAUCUUGGGAAGGUUAUUACACUCCCACAAUUCGGAGGACUCCCUCAAUGGGCUACUGUUGGUGACACAUUUCCUGUUGGGUGUGCAUUCGAUGAAUCUAACGUCCAUCACAAGUAUUUUUCGGAAAAUCCUGAUUUUCACAACCAAGCCUACAACACCAAAUCUGGUAUUUACACAGAAGGAUGUGGCUUAAACAAUGUAAUGAUGUCAUGGGGCCAUGACGACUACAUGUAUCUGGUGGCUAAGGAGAAUGGAAGCACCUUACCGUCAGCCGGACAGUUCAUAAUUCGAUAUCACUCAUUUUACCCAUUGCACACGGCUGGAGAAUACACACACCUUAUGAACGAGGAAGACAAAGAGAACCUCAAGUGGCUACACGUUUUCAACAAGUACGACUUGUAUAGCAAGAGCAAAGUUCAUGUUGAUGUCGAGAAGGUCAAGCCUUACUACAUGUCACUUAUAAGAAAAUAUUUUCCGGAGAACUUGAGGUGGUGAGAAUGUGGAGAGAA